AUGGGAAGUCCCACCAUUGUCGUGGGCAGUGAAUAUAAUAGAAAGGAUGUAGGGCUUUCUUUACUGUUGUUCGUUGGAUUUCAAACACCUGUAAAUAUUAUGGGUUACCAACAGCCAAACUCCGAAGGAUUCUGCUACUUUUUGGCGGACGAUUAUUUUCGCUUUGUGUUACACGGUUCACAAGCUCAGCCAGCAGCCAACAGUGUGGCAGAAACCCUGCGCAGAUCUGGCUCCUCCUUGUAUGCAUCCGGCCAGGAGUUGGAGCGUUGUAUAGACAGUCUCAACUUAAGCUCUCUUGAAGAGGCACAACGAGUGCUCCCCAACCUGAUGAGAGAAGUUUACUCGGACGGAAUUGAUAACUGGGGAAGGAUUGUGACUCUGUUCGCCUUCUGUGGAAUCCUGGUCAGGCACCUGAAAGAGAAAGGCGUCCCGGAGCGAGAGCUGGUUGAGGGCGUAGCUCAGUGGGUGGCUCAGUACACCUGGACUCACAAAGGCGCCUGGAUCAAGAACAACGGUGGCUGGGAGAAGGGCUUUGUGGAACACUUCCAGGAGAAAAAGAAUCCGCACUUCUAUGCCAAGAUAGCUGCUGUAACGGGGAUAGUUGCUGCUUUUUCCUUUGUGAUCUACCAGCAGUGAAGAUGUGGCAGUAGACUUUGCACAUUAGAAACUGAUGCAGCAGGUGAACAUUCUGCCUUGAAUUGAGAACCUGGUACAGGACUUGGACUAAUUAACUUUUGUGAAGUUUGUUGAAUCCAAGCAAAGAUGAGGUGUUUAAGCGCAAUAAAAUCAGAUUUAUUUUGUAGCAAUUUGAAUUUGGGUUGCUUUAUUUAAAUAUGUAAGGAGCAAGUAAUAUUUGUUUGUAUAUUUCCUUUCAUGAACUUGGGAUGUCUCA
Mobula hypostoma (lesser devil ray) is the source of this 892-nucleotide messenger RNA. Its product is annotated as bcl-2-related protein A1-like. Gene Ontology annotation, biological process: extrinsic apoptotic signaling pathway in absence of ligand; release of cytochrome c from mitochondria; intrinsic apoptotic signaling pathway in response to DNA damage. The record is from RefSeq and is a predicted model, not a curated record. Gene Ontology annotation, cellular component: mitochondrial outer membrane. Gene Ontology annotation, molecular function: protein homodimerization activity; protein heterodimerization activity; channel activity. Lineage: Eukaryota; Metazoa; Chordata; Chondrichthyes; Myliobatiformes; Myliobatidae.